Molecule: messenger RNA, 1091 nt
Organism: Macadamia integrifolia
Lineage: Eukaryota; Viridiplantae; Streptophyta; Magnoliopsida; Proteales; Proteaceae
Product: disease resistance protein L6-like
Exons: 2
Coding region: 180-824 (214 amino acids)
Biological process (GO): signal transduction
Source: RefSeq, a predicted model, not a curated record
UUUGCCUUUUUGGAAGUUGGAACCUUCCGAAAAUUUUCAGUUUAUUUGUUCAAAGGUCGACAUGAAUUGCAGGUUUUCAUUUCUCUUGCUUCUGUUCUUCCGAGCCAACUGCUGAGAAAUCAGAUCGAGUUUCUACUCGUAGUUCUCAUAUCAUCUUGGAAGGAAGCAAGGGAGAAAAGAUGAAUACUGCUUUUCGGCUUGGAGGAGGUAUUCUUAUCCUUCUUAUUCUAAAGAAACUCUUCGACAAAAGAACUACCGAUGCUUCUGCAGGGGGAAACAAGGACGCAGCAUCAUCAUCUGCCAGUGCCACACAAGAGUGCGAUUCCUCUUCUUCUGGGCGGGAUUACGAGGUGUUCUUGAGCUUCCGAGGUGAGGACACCCGCACUAACUUCACCGACCACCUCUACAACGCCCUUCUCGAGAAAGGAAUCCAUACUUUCAGGGAUAACGAAGAACUACGAAUCGGAGAAAAGAUCGAUCAAGGGCUUUGCUCUGCGAUCCACAAGUCCAAAAUCGCGAUUAUCAUCUUCUCAAAAGGAUAUGCUUUCAGCAAAUGGUGCCUCUUUGAACUUGCCGAGAUUGUGGAGUCCAUGGAAAGCCAAUUAAAAGUGAUGCCCGUUUUCUACCAUGUAGAUCCAUCGGAUGUCCGAAACCAGACUGGUUGCUAUCAGAAUGCUUUUCGAGAGCACGAGAAGAAUUUCGACCUGGAGACUGUAGAGAAGUGGAAGAAGGCUUUGAAAGAGGUUGGUGGAUUGAAAGGAUGGGAUACGGAGAAUACUGCUGAUGGGACCUAUUCCAGAGCCGAUUGCCGAUUCAAGAGCUGAUUCCAUUUUCAGUACAAAAUUACUUAGAACCGGAUGAAUCGGAUCGAUUCAAGCUGAUUCUGAUCCAAUUUGAAUCAGCCAUCCCCAGUUCUGAUUUUUUUUUUUAUAAUACCAUGGCAGUGGGUCAAUCUCCAUUCAUUCCGAUUGAAAUCAGUCGGAUCAAAGAAAAAGGGAAUUGGGCAAAAAAAAAAAAAUGUUUUGAGUAUUUGUAUUAAGAAACUGACUUGAGUUUUUCAAGGAGAUUACACCAAAAAGUUGGAUUUUCUA